Molecule: messenger RNA, 1338 nt
Organism: Symbiodinium sp. CCMP2456
Lineage: Eukaryota; Dinophyceae; Suessiales; Symbiodiniaceae
Source: the annotation of a GenBank genome assembly
AUGCGCGAGCUCGUCCACGUCCAGGGUGGCCAGUGCGGCAACCAGAUCGGUGCCAAGUUCUGGGAGGUAAUUGCCGACGAGCACGGCAUUGACCCCACAGGCACCUACCAUGGAGACUCCGACCUCCAGCUCGAGCGCAUCAACGUCUACUUCAACGAGGCUACUGGCGGACGCUACGUUCCCCGCGCGGUCCUGAUGGACCUUGAGCCAGGAACCAUGGACUCCGUCCGAGCCGGGCCUUUUGGUCAGCUCUUCCGUCCUGACAACUUCGUCUUCGGGCAGACAGGAGCUGGCAACAACUGGGCCAAGGGUCACUACACCGAAGGUGCAGAACUCAUUGACUCGGUGCUCGAUGUUGUGCGCAAGGAGGCCGAAGGCUGCGACUGCCUCCAGGGCUUUCAGCUCUGCCACUCGCUCGGUGGAGGCACCGGCGCUGGCAUGGGCACUCUGCUCAUUUCCAAGGUGCGUGAGGAGUACCCGGACCGCAUCAUGGAGACCUUCUCGGUGAUCCCGUCGCCCAAGGUCUCCGACACGGUGGUGGAGCCGUACAAUGCCGUCCUGAGCUUUCACCAGCUCGUGGAGAACUCCGACGAGUCCUUCCUGCUGGACAACGAAGCGCUCUACGACAUCUGCUUCCGGACGCUGAAGCUGACGACGCCAACGUACGGCGACUUGAACCAUCUGGUCUCGGCGGCCAUGAGCGGCGUCACAUGCUGCCUGCGCUUCCCGGGACAGCUGAACUGCGACCUGCGCAAGAUCGCUGUGAACCUGGUACCCUUCCCGCGCUUGCACUUCUUCAUGACUGGCUUCGCGCCUUUGACCUCCCGUGGGUCGCAGCAGUACCGGGCCCUGACCGUCCCUGAGUUGACCCAGCAGAUGUUCGACGCCAAGAACAUGAUGUGUGCUGCCGACCCCCGCCACGGGCGAUACCUCACUGCCGCAGCACUCUUCCGCGGUCGUAUGUCCACGAAGGAGGUGGACGAACAGAUGUUGAAUGUGCAGAACAAGAACUCCUCCUACUUCGUGGAGUGGAUCCCAAACAACAUCAAGGCGUCUGUCUGCGAUAUCCCACCGAAAGGUCUUAAGAUGGCGGUCGCCUUCGCCGGCAACUCGACGGCCAUCCAGGAGAUGUUCAAGAGGGUGGCAGAGUACUUCACUGCGAUGUUCCGCCGCAAAGCCUUCCUUCACUGGUACACGGGUGAAGGCAUGGAUGAGAUGGAAUUCACCGAGGCAGAGUCGAACAUGAACGACCUGGUGUCGGAGUACCAGCAGUACCAGGAUGCCACAGCUGAGGAGGAAGGUGAGUUUGAUGAGGAGGAGGGCGAGUACGAUGGAUAA